Molecule: messenger RNA, 2070 nt
Organism: Cuscuta epithymum
Lineage: Eukaryota; Viridiplantae; Streptophyta; Magnoliopsida; Solanales; Convolvulaceae
Source: the annotation of a GenBank genome assembly
CGAGCAGCACUAUCCAAUCAUCCAUGGAUGGAGAGGCGAAGAUAGAAGACGGAUCAGGGGCGGUCUGAAAACAUUGCCUACAACUACCUUAAUAUAUCUGGGCCAAUUUCCAUGCCGCCAUAGCCACAUCAUCCGGGCUCCACUUUGAUUAAUAUUCCCUCCUAAACCCCUUUUAAUCGCUAAACCCCAAUAUCCUGAAGCUCUUAGUGCCUCCGAUCGAAGCCCAUGGAAUAUGAGCAAUCCAUUGAAGAAGAUCGAAGAUGGCCAUGCCAAUAACGGUAAACAUAAUUAGAAAGGGUGGAAAUUAAAGGAGGGCCAGACCUGCCCUAUAACAGGUCUCUGAUCGAAAACGCGCCGCCAUUGGAGAGAGUACAUAACUAAUUUAGGUCAUAUUUCAAGUGGUAUCGAUCAUGACCUGGCAUUUCAAUUAAUAUAGCUAAAGUACUGUAUACUUGAAGCUUGAUCGACAAGUAUUGAAGCAGAGUAUGCUGAAAACAUUCUCGGACGAUCAGGAGCAGACAUUUGCAGAGGCUCGAUCUUACUACCGCGGUCCCUAUACUACUGGAGAUCGAGAAGUGUUGAAGUCGAGGAUAUAAUUCCUAGACUGUAGGAGGUUGUUAUUUAAUCCUUACUAUACUUUCUCGUACUAGUUAAGGUUUAGAGUUAUCUAGAUCCUUAUUUUUAGGGGUUGUUAGUUGUUAGCACUUGUAUAUAUAUUAGACUACGAUCAAUGAAAUAAAUUAGAUCGGUGUAUUCUCUUUUCCUCUGCAAAUUUACAUGGUAUCAGAGCCAUGACUAAAUAUGGUAAUAAUGUGCAGGGUUUCACUUCAUCUUCCUCCACAGAAACCCCACAAUCAUCGUCCACCAUAAAUUCCGAUCACUUCUCUACCCAAAUCACUAAUCACAAAUUAAAUGGCCAGAAUUAUCUUCAAUGGUCACAAUCAGUCCGUAUGUUCAUCUGUGGUAAGAGUAAAGAAGAUUUCCUCUCUAUCACUGCUGCUCCGAAGGAAGAUGAUCCCUCCUUCAAAUCCUGGAAAGCAAACAACAAUAUGGUGAUGUCAUGGCUGAUUAAUUCCAUGACACCAGAUAUUGGUGAGAAUUUUCUAUUGUACUCCACAGCAGCAGAGAUAUGGGAAGCAGCAGGAAUCACCUUCUCCAGUUCUGAAAAUACAUCAGAAGUAUUUGAAACUGAAAGUAUUCUUCAUGAGCUCAGGCAAGGUGAUAUGUCUGUUACUCAAUUCUUCACUUCCCUUAACAAACUUUGGCAAAAAAUAGAUCUAAUUGAUACUCACCGUUGGAAGUGCCCAGAAGAUGAAAAAUUGUUCAGAUCUAUUGUAGAGAAAAAGAGAGUGUUUAAAUUUUUAUCAGGGCUUAACAAAGAUCUGGAUGAUGCACGGGGAAGAGUUCUCAGCACCAAACCUCUACCUUCAAUUCGAGAAGCCUUCUCAGCAAUCCGACAUGAGGAAAGCAGAAGGAAAAUCAUGAUGGGAGAUGCCUCAUCAACUGCAAUAAGUUCAGAUGUCUCGGCCCUCUCUGUGUCAAAUGAGAAUUACAGUCAAGCUACCAAAGUGAACACCGACAGAAGAAAUAACAAAAGACCCUAUUGUGAUCAUUGUCACAAGCCAGGGCAUACAAAGGACUCAUGUUGGCAGAUCCAUGGAAAGCCUCGGGACUGGAAGCCUCGGAAAAACACAUCAGAUCAAGAACACAAGGGAAACUUGGCCUCAUCACCACUCUUCAGUAAAGAACAGCUAGAUCUCCUUCAGACCUUGUUCAGUCAAUCUCAAUUGAAUCCUCAAGGUUCAACUUCUACUGGAAAUGCAUCUAUGGUAAAUAGAGGACAAAGUCUCGGGGAAGAUGAUUGGCAGUGCUGAAGUCAAGGCCGGGUUAUACCUGCUCCAAAAGUCUCCAUGUUCUAGUUCUGUCUUAGUGUCAAAAUCUAAUAAAAGUUCAAAAAAUGAGGAUAUCAUGUUGCUACAUUAUCAACUUGGUCAUCCAAAUUUCUUGUAUCUAUCAAAACUCUUUCCUUCAUUAUUCAUUAAUAAAGAUGUGAAGCAUUUUCAAUGUGAU